AUGUUCAUCCUCAAAAAGAAGCUAAAGUUAUUAAAGUGUAAGAUCAAUGAUUGGAACAAGAUAAUAUUUGGAAACAUUCAUAAGAAUGUUAGAAAAGCUAAGAUUUGUCUGCAAGAGGUGCAAAAUAACAUAGUUGCUCAGAGCCACUCUGAUUAUCUCAUUGAGAAAGAGAAUCAUGCUCAAGUCAUCUUAGAUAAUGCCCUCUUUAUUGUGGAUUUGUUCUGGAAGGAGAAAGCUAGAGUGAGGUGGUAUGCUAAAGGUGAUUGGAACACAAAGUAUUUCCACAUGAUUGCUAAGAUCAAGAACGCAGCAAGAGGGAUACAUUCAAUAAAGAUAGAUGACACCUUGACAAUUGAUCCUAACAAGAUUGCCACACAUGUGGAUAGUAAUCUAGUGGAAAGAGUGGUCCCCCAGCUAGUCAAUGACCAAGCUAACAAUCUUCUUACCAUGUUACCUUCACAAGAGGAAAUCCAUGGUGCAGUAUUUAGCCUUAACGGUGACAGUGUUAGGAGCCCUGAUGGUUUUGGUCCUAUUUCCUUUCAAACUUUUUGGUCAAUUAUCAAAGAGGAUGUGAUAAUAGCCACAAUGCAAUUCUUCACAGAUGGAUGGAUUCAGCCAAACUAUAACUCAAAUACUCUAGUUCUAAUCCCUAAGGUUGAAGGUGUAGACUACAUUGAGAAGUACAUGGCAUUGCCAUGGCCAACUUAA
Lathyrus oleraceus (garden pea) is the source of this 708-nucleotide messenger RNA. RefSeq lists its product as uncharacterized. The record is from RefSeq and is a predicted model, not a curated record. Lineage: Eukaryota; Viridiplantae; Streptophyta; Magnoliopsida; Fabales; Fabaceae. The transcript has 2 exons. Bases 1 to 708 code for a protein of 235 amino acids.